Labeo rohita (rohu) is the source of this 967-nucleotide messenger RNA. It is a transcript of the gene pde6ga, whose product is annotated as phosphodiesterase 6G, cGMP-specific, rod, gamma, paralog a. Gene Ontology annotation, cellular component: photoreceptor outer segment membrane. Gene Ontology annotation, biological process: positive regulation of G protein-coupled receptor signaling pathway; visual perception; positive regulation of epidermal growth factor receptor signaling pathway. Bases 106 to 366 code for a protein of 86 amino acids. The record is from RefSeq and is a predicted model, not a curated record. The transcript is spliced from 4 exons. Gene Ontology annotation, molecular function: 3',5'-cyclic-nucleotide phosphodiesterase activity; cGMP binding. Lineage: Eukaryota; Metazoa; Chordata; Actinopteri; Cypriniformes; Cyprinidae.
GCCACAUCCUGAAAACCUCAACACACUCAAAGACACAGACAAAAGAUCAGCAGACCAUUGUUAUUUCAGUGAGCAGUACUUGCUGUUGGUUUCCAUCUUGUGAAUAUGGAUGUCUCCAAGCCUAAAGCGAGCAGCAAGAUUGCCACACGGACCACGGUGCCCGGCAGUCCCCGAAAGGGCCAACCCAAGUUCAAACAGAGGUCAACACGGCAAUUCAAGAGCAAGCCACCCAAAAAGGGUGUCAUUGGAUUUGGUGAAGAUAUUCCUGGAAUGGAGGGAUUGGGAACUGAUUUUAACGUGAUCUGUCCAUGGGAGGCGUACAGUCACCUGGAGUUACAUGAGCUGGCCCAGUAUGGCAUUAUAUGAGGUCACUUUCUGUUCCCACAUCCUGCUGAACAACAUCCUGCACCUUAAUAUGUCUUUUAAAUAUUACUAUUUAUAUACAGCAAUAUCUUUGGUAGAUGUUAGGUUAAUUACAUAUGGACAACAGCGUAAAUAAAUCGGCAAUAAGGAACUGGAUCUUAGUUAAUCUACCUCUUCAAACUGAAAUUUCUUGUAGAACUGGAUUAAUUUCACUCUGUCACUAAUUUCAAUGCUAAUUUCAGAUAACCUUUUCUUACUCUGUUUUUACCUUUAUUAUUGUAUGUGCUAUAGUAUUGACAUGCAAUGGGCAUUUUAGGUCUCACUUCUUGCUUUUAUGCUUUUGCAUCCAAAUAACCCUGCAAACAUCAGUGUACUAAAGGUAGCAUGAGUUGUGGAUACUUUUUUUUUUUUUUUAAUUAUUUACAAUGGAUGUUUAUGUUUUUAUUUUGUCAAGUUGCAAAUGUUCAAAAUGAGUUUGGGUUUCUCAGUGUCUGCCCAUAGCGCGAGUGCUGGGAGCAGCUCUCUGUGAGAGCCUGGCCCAGUUUAUUGGCCUUAUAUGCUGGAGAACCAUACAAGAAUGAGCCCGACUCAUUCCUGGGUAGCA